Messenger RNA from Notechis scutatus (mainland tiger snake), 1490 nucleotides. RefSeq names its product proteasome 26S subunit, ATPase 3 (gene PSMC3). NCBI's taxonomy places the organism in Eukaryota, Metazoa, Chordata, Lepidosauria, Squamata, Elapidae. Gene Ontology annotation, molecular function: ATP binding; ATP hydrolysis activity. The record is from RefSeq and is a predicted model, not a curated record.
GGUUUUCACGGCAGAGGAGAGGACUCUUAUUUUUGUCCAGCGUGUGGUAUCUGCUGCCCGGAAUUCAAAGGCCAGCUUUGCUCCUGAGGGAGAAAAAUGGCGUCGGUUUGGGAUGAGGCGGAGGAUGGCAUCGGGGAAGAGGUGUUGAAGAUGUCCACGGAAGAGAUCGUCCAGCGUACCCGCCUGCUGGAUAGUGAGAUAAAGAUCAUGAAGAGUGAAGUAUUGAGAGUAACUCAUGAGCUACAAGCAAUGAAAGACAAGAUUAAAGAAAAUAGUGAAAAGAUCAAAGUGAAUAAAACUCUGCCAUACCUUGUAUCCAAUGUCAUAGAGCUGCUGGAUGUUGACCCCAAUGACCAGGAAGAAGAUGGAGCAAAUAUUGACCUUGAUUCACAAAGGAAGGGCAAGUGUGCUGUCAUUAAAACCUCUACUCGACAGACUUACUUUCUACCUGUGAUUGGGUUAGUUGAUGCUGAAAAAUUAAAGCCUGGAGAUCUAGUGGGAGUGAACAAAGACUCCUACCUGAUUUUGGAAACCUUGCCCACAGAGUAUGACUCAAGGGUGAAAGCCAUGGAAGUGGAUGAGAGACCUACAGAACAAUACAGUGAUAUUGGAGGGCUAGAUAAACAAAUCCAAGAGCUGGUAGAAGCUAUAGUUCUGCCAAUGAAUCAUAAAGAGAAAUUUGAAAACCUGGGAAUCCAACCUCCUAAAGGGGUGCUCAUGUAUGGACCUCCAGGAACAGGAAAGACUCUCUUGGCCAGAGCUUGUGCUGCACAGACAAAGGCUACAUUCUUGAAACUAGCUGGUCCACAAUUGGUGCAGAUGUUUAUUGGUGACGGAGCCAAGUUGGUCCGGGAUGCCUUUGCAUUGGCUAAGGAGAAAGCACCUUCUAUCAUCUUUAUCGAUGAACUUGAUGCCAUUGGCACAAAGAGGUUUGACAGUGAAAAAGCUGGAGAUCGUGAAGUACAGAGGACCAUGUUGGAAUUGCUUAAUCAGCUUGAUGGGUUUCAACCCAACACACAAGUCAAGGUGAUUGCUGCAACCAAUCGUGUUGAUAUCCUAGAUCCUGCUUUGCUACGCUCAGGACGGUUAGACCGCAAGAUUGAAUUCCCAAUGCCCAAUGAAGAGGCCAGAGCCAGGAUUAUGCAGAUCCAUUCACGCAAAAUGAAUGUCAGUCCUGAUGUGAAUUACGAAGAGCUGGCACGAUGCACAGAUGAUUUCAAUGGUGCACAGUGCAAGGCUGUGUGUGUAGAAGCGGGAAUGAUUGCCCUUAGGCACGGAGCAACAGAACUUACCCAUGAAGAUUACAUGGAAGGAAUUUUGGAGGUGCAGGCCAAGAAAAAAGCCAAUUUGCAAUAUUAUGCCUGAUUUUUGUUCCUAAAUUGGAUAUUAAAGCCUUGAUACAAAAAGCUCAAGAGUUGUAACUUUUGCAACUGAGUUCAUUGUGUGAACUUUCACUUAUGAAAAAAAUAAAUUAAUAAAAAAUGUUUCAU